GGUGGCCUUCCCUUAUGAAACACUACAGCCCCACCGACUACGUCAAUUGGUUGGAGGAGUAUAAAGUUCGGCAAAAAGCUGGGUUAGAAGCCCGGAAGAUUGUAGCCUCAUUCUCAAAGAGGUUCUUUUCAGAGCACGUCCCUUGUAACGGUUUUAGUGACAUUGAGAAUCUUGAGGGACCAGAGAUAUUUUUUGAGGAUGAAUUGGUGUGUAUCCUAAAUAUGGAAGGAAGAAAAGCUUUGACCUGGAAAUACUAUGCUAAAAAAAUUCUCUACUACCUACGCCAACAGAAAAUUUUAAAUAACUUGAAGGCAUUUCUUCAGCAGCCUGAUGACUAUGAAUCGUAUCUUGAAGGUGCUGUAUAUAUUGACCAGUACUGCAAUCCUCUCUCUGACAUCAGCCUCAAAGAUAUCCAGGCCCAGAUUGACAGCAUCGUGGAGCUUGUUUGCAAAACCCUCCGGGGCAUCAACAGUCGACACCCCAGCUUGGCCUUCAAGGCAGGUGAAUCCUCCAUGAUAAUGGAGAUAGAACUCCAGAGCCAGGUGCUGGAUGCCAUGAACUAUGUCCUUUACGACCAACUCAAGUUUAAGGGGAACCGGAUGGAUUACUAUAAUGCCCUCAACUUGUACAUGCACCAGGUUUUGAUUCGCAGAACAGGAAUCCCGAUCAGCAUGUCUCUGCUCUACUUGACAAUUGCCCGGCAGUUGGGGGUCCCACUGGAACCUGUCAACUUCCCCAGUCACUUCUUGUUAAGGUGGUGCCAGGGUGCAGAAGGGUGAGCCACCUAUACCACAUUGUGAUUGGGCCUCAGGAUUCACUCCCACGGUGCUGAGAGGAAGUGCAGGAACUGAACAGAGAGGUUCACCAGAGCACUGGGGGUGGGCCAGCUGUCUGGUUCCUUGGCCGUCAGUGUCGAGAUUCUGGUUCUGGGAGAAGGGCACUCUGGAUUUUUGUGUAUUCUUUCUUAAAGCUGCAUGUGAAUUUACAAUUCUCUCUCUAUAUAAAGAGUAGGACUAGGAGGAGCUCAGGGUUUUGGGUGGGUCUCUUAAGUCCCUUGUUGCAAAGCAGAUCAGAUCAAAGAGGUUUUUUGUUUUAAGGAAU
This is a messenger RNA of Leptonychotes weddellii (Weddell seal), 1101 nucleotides long. Lineage: Eukaryota; Metazoa; Chordata; Mammalia; Carnivora; Phocidae. The record is from RefSeq and is a predicted model, not a curated record.